Messenger RNA from Brassica rapa (field mustard), 7000 nucleotides. RefSeq names its product reticulon-like protein B22. The record is from RefSeq and is a predicted model, not a curated record. Lineage: Eukaryota; Viridiplantae; Streptophyta; Magnoliopsida; Brassicales; Brassicaceae.
UGUAGUGGUCAACCAUAAUCCAGAGCUUUAUGGUAAUGUUUAUUUAUUUGGUCUGACUGUAAAACCACACUUUUAGAAACUAAACUCAAAACUAAAACUAAAUCUUUGACUUAAGUUUUAUUGAUCCCAUCCUAUCACUUUUUAUCAGAAGUGGAUACAGAGCGGAUAUCCGGAUUUAUAGAGGUAUUUGUGAUCCGAUCCGUUUCAUUCGAAUAAUUAAAAAGUAAAUUAAAUUAAAAAAGAAAAUUAAAUAAAAAUCUAAAAUAAUGUUCAAUAAUAAUAUUUGAUUACAAAAUAAAAAAUAUUUACUUUUAAAAAUUAUAAUAACUACUAUAAUAACUAAUAAAUAAAAAUAUUGUAAAACUUAUAUAAAAUAUAAUAUUUAUAUAAGUCAUUUUUUGUCCCACAUUAGUUACUACCGAAGGUGUGUUCUUCUAAAUCCAAGUAAUAUGUAAAGCACCUGAUGCUCUUUGCAACUCAUACCUUUUUUGAUAUUUUUCGAGUUUAAUAUCUGAUAUGUGGACAUAUCGGAUCACACGAUAUUAAUUUUAUUUUUAAGGAAAAAACUCAUUUUUUUGUCAAAUACAUUGAAUGUUUUUGAUCAAAAACAUAACCGAUGAAUUUUUAAAAGGGAUAAUUAUUUUUUUACUUUAAUAUCAAGACUGUUUUUCUAAACAUUCCUUUUUAUGAAAUCACAUUAUAUAUAUAAAAAUAUAUUUUCAUUAAAUAUUAUUAAUAUUUUAUUUUAUCAUAUAUGUUAUUUGAAAGAUAUAAAAAGGAACUUAAAUAAAAAAGAAAGAUUAAAUUAAUUUUUAUUCAUUAAAAAUAUCUUAAUUUAUGUUAUUUUAAUUAUUUUGUAAUAACUUGGGAAAUAGAUUGAUUUAAAUAAAAUUCUCAAUAAUUUUAAAAUAUAUAUUAUGUUGUUUAAGAUUAUCUUUUAAAAGGGAAGACUAUUUAUUUACUUUAAAAUUAAGAUUAUUUUGUGAACUUCCCUUAUUAUGAAUCUAUAUUAUUAUUAAAGUGUAAUAUCUGUUAUUAUUAGUUUAAUAUCUGAUAUGUUGGCAUGUUGCCAUAUCGGAUCAAGCUAUAUAAAUUUUAUUUUUAUAAAAAAAUAACUCUCCGUGACCUAAAAAAAGAAAAGAAAAAAGAACUCAUUAAUAUAGUUUGCUAUCCGGACUUUCAUGAGUCGUUCUCGUGUUGCUCAUCCCGCCCGUUGUAAGCCCAAGUUUUAUCAAACGGUUCAAUAGGUAACCGGUUUAACCUUAAUUCGAGUGUGGCCUUCUUUAGCAUAUACUCUUUCCUAAGUGUUAAGACUAUUCAUUUUGAAUGUAUGUAAAAGAAGAAUGUAUGUAAAAGAAUCUGCAGAACCUGUUUCUGACUAAUACUUUCUUUCUGUCUGAAACAGGACUAUGUUUGUUCUGUCUCUACAUGGCUUGUCAGAACUCUCAUUCUACUGGAAACUCUGUACUGAAUCGAACUAACAGAGAGACUUCAGAAUGAGAAUAAUCAGCUACAGAGUUCUUAACAUUUGACUCUCAUAAUCACAAUCUGUCUAAAAUUGUUUUCUCCUUUGACUCACUCUCCUAGCAUAUAUAUAAUUGAUAAAAAAUCAUAAAAAUCUUGAAAUAUUGGGUCAUUAAUUAACAAAUUAAAACAAAGUAUUAAAUCAUCUCAUUAAAAAUUUAAAAUCACACAUGAACAGUGAAACGAUAAAUGCUAAAUCUCCUUAUCUAUAUAUAUAUAUAUAUAUAAUUGUUGGUAUUUUUCCUGUGUAUCCACGUGGAAACUCCUUCUCUACAGAGACGACACGCGUCUUCAAUAUAUAGUAAAAAUAAAAAUUACUAUCCAAUAAUUUUAACAAUAUAUAAUAUAAAAGACUAUGUAAUAGUAAUUGUUAUUUUCCAAAAUCUUAAAAAGAAUCGUAAAAAGAUACUUAUUGUAAUAAUAACUUUUAUUUUCUAAAUUUGUUUUAAAUCUUAAGAAAAUAGAUCAUAUUUUUGACACAUGUCGCAAUUUUAAAAAAAUUAUUGACACAUGUCGCGAUCAUGUUAAUUAACAAUUUUGAAGAACCAAGAUUUAUAUAAUAAGAUGCGUACAAUAGGCAUUGUAAUUCUUUUAUGUAUUAUAGAAAUGAGAUAUCUUAUUUUAUAUUUUUUUUAUUCAACAAACUUAAAGCAAAAUCGAUUUCUUUUAUUUAAUAUUUGUAGUUAUUGUAAGAACAAAGUAAAGCAGAAAACUAGGUACGUGUUUUCCAAGGUAAAACAAACCCUGCUGGAUCUUCAUAGCUUUCUGUAAACCAAAUUCCAUCAUCUUUGGCAAUCCAUGAACGAAACUGACCACAUCGCUGAAAAUUUGCAUGAUAUACUUGAAGAUCAUAAUAAAACUUAUUAUUCUCUCCAUGACUAAUAGUGCAAUCCCAUCGUGUUUCUUUUGGCCAUCUAUAGUCGCUGAAAGAAAUGAUAAACGGACUUGCAUCGAAACUUAACAGAUUAGAUGAAAAUUUCCCCUUGUUAUCACUACAUUCGAUCAACAAAUUGCCACGAGAAGAAUAUAGUUGAUUAGAAAUCAUUACAAUGUUUUUCUUGCAAGCUUCAUUCAACCCAAAGAACAUAGCACUAAUAAACAUAAAAGCUAUCAAACGAUUCAUGUUGUGGAUCUAAGAUUAUUUUUUGUAAUGAUAAAGAUGUCAAACAUGUUUGAGUAUUUAUAACCUUUGAAUGGAAAACAUUCUUUCUUUUUAACCUUUUUUAUAAAAACAAAUUAACAAUGCAUGUAUUUCUGGAUUUGGCUAAAUCUUGAAUACAAAAUCAAUACUAUUAAAACAUGAGAUUGAGUUUCUAUUAUAAAUAUAGUUGACCAUGACAAUCAAUCUGGACAAGUACAGUUUGUGUUACUAAGAAUGAUAGUAUCAGACUGCAACUCGAAUGCAAAUUUCUUGAAUGCUUAAUUCAUGUGCAAUCCAAAAAAAUUUCACCAGUUACAAUUAAAAAAUAGAAUGUGUAUUCUAUUUCAUUCAAUAACAUUUCAUACUAUUUUAUAAAAAAAUUAAGUAUCAUUUGAAAAAUCAUUCCAAAUCAAAAACGUUUUGGAAUAAGUGGAAUGUUGAUUCCAUUCCAUUAAAUUUCAGAAAUAAUAAUUUAUAUCAUUCCACAUAUUCAUUUUAGUUGUCACCAGUUACAGUCUCAGUAUACAUGAAUGAUAAUGCUUACAAAAUAGCUACCUAAACGGAAGAUUUCUUGGCAGAACAUAAGUAUAUAUAUUUGAUUGUAGUGGUCAACCAUAAUCCAGAGCUUUAUGGUAAUGUUUAUUUAUUUGGUCUGACUGUAAAACCACACUUUUAGAAACUAAACUCAAAACUAAAACUAAAUCUUUGACUUAAGUUUUAUUGAUCCCAUCCUAUCACUUUUUAUCAGAAGUGGAUACAGAGCGGAUAUCCGGAUUUAUAGAGGUAUUUGUGAUCCGAUUCGUUUCAUUCGAAUAAUUAAAAAGUAAAUUAAAUUAAAAAAAAGAAAAUUAAAUAAAAAUCUAAAAUAAUGUUCAAUAAUAAUAUUUGAUUACAAAAUAAAAAAUAUUUACUUUUAAAAAUUAUAAUAACUACUAUAAUAACUAAUAAAUAAAAAUAUUGUAAAACUUAUAUAAAAUAUAAUAUUUAUAUAAGUCAUUUUUUUUCCCACAUUAGUUACUACCGAAGGUGUGUUCUUCUAAAUCCAAGUCAUAUGUAAAGCACCUGAUGCUCUUUGCAACUCAUACCUUUUUUGAUAUUUUUCGAGUUUAAUAUCUGAUAUGUGGACAUAUCGGAUCACACGAUAUUAAUUUUAUUUUUAAGGAAAAAACUCAUUUUUUUGUCAAAUACAUUGAAUGUUUUUGAUCAAAAACAUAACCGAUGAAUUUUUAAAAGGGAUAAUUAUUUUUUUACUUUAAUAUCAAGACUGUUUUUCUAAACAUUCCUUUUUAUGAAAUCACAUUAUAUAUAUAAAAAUAUAUUUUCAUUAAAUAUUAUUAAUAUUUUAUUUUAUCAUAUAUGUUAUUUGAAAGAUAUAAAAAGGAACUUAAAUAAAAAAGAAAGAUUAAAUUAAUUUUUAUUCAUUAAAAAUAUCUUAAUUUAUGUUAUUUUAAUUAUUUUGUAAUAAUUUGGGAAAUAGAUUGAUUUAAAUAAAAUUCUCAAUAAUUUUAAAAUAUAUAUUAUGUUGUUUAAGAUUAUCUUUUAAAAGGGAAGACUAUUUAUUUACUUUAAAAUUAAGAUUAUUUUGUGAACUUCCCUUAUUAUGAAUCUAUAUUAUUAUUAAAGUGUAAUAUCUGUUAUUAUUAGUUUAAUAUCUGAUAUGUUGGCAUGUUGCCAUAUCGGAUCAAGCUAUAUAAAUUUUAUUUUUAUAAAAAAAUAACUCUUCAUGACCUAAAAAAAGAAAAUAAAAAAGAACUCAUUAAUAUAGUUUGCUAUCCGGACUUUCAUGAGUCGUUCUCGUGUUGCUCAUCCCGCCCGUUGUAAGCCCAAGUUUUAUCAAACGGUUCAAUAGGUAACCGGUUUAACCUUAAUUCGAGUGUGGCCUUCUUUAGCAUAUACUCUUUCCUAAGUGUUAAGACUAUUCAUUUUGAAUGUAUGUAAAAGAAUAAUGUAUGUAAAAGAAUCUGCAGAACCUGUUUCUGACUAAUACUUUCUUUCUGUCUGAAACAGGACUAUGUUUGUUCUGUCUCUACAUGGCUUGUCAGAACUCUCAUUCUACUGGAAACUCUGUACUGAAUCGAACAAACAGAGAGACUUCAGAAUGAGAAGAAUCAGCUACAGAGUUCUUAACAUUUGACUCUCAUAAUCACAAUCUGUCUAAAAUUGUUUUCUCCUUUGACUCACUCUCCUAGCAUAUAUAUAAUUGAUAAAAAAUCAUAAAAAUCUUGAAAUAUUGGGUCAUUAAUUAACAAAUUAAAACAAAGUAUUAAAUCAUCUCAUUAAAAAUUUAAAAUCACACAUGAACAGUGAAACGAUAAAUGCUAAAUCUCCUUAUCUAUAUAUAUAUAUAUAUAAUUGUUGGUAUUUUUUCUGUGUAUCCACGUGGAAACUCCUUCUCUACAGAGACGACACGCGUCUUCAAUAUAUAGUAAAAAUAAAAAUUACUAUCCAAUAAUUUUAACAAUAUAUAAUAUAAAAGACUAUGUAAUAGUAAUUGUUAUUUUCCAAAAUCUUAAAAAGAAUCGUAAAAAGAUACUUAUUGUAAUAAUAACUUUUAUUUUCUAAAUUUGUUUUAAAUCUUAAGAAAAUAGAUCAUAUUUUUGACACAUGUCGCAAUUUUAAAAAAUUUAUUCACAUGUCGCGAUCAUAUUAAUUAACAACUUUGAAGAACCAAGAUUUAUAUAAUAAGAUGCGUACAAUAGGCAUUGUAAUUCUUUUAUGUAUUAUAGAAAUGAGAUAUCUUAUUUUAUAUUUUUUUAUUCAACAAACUUAAAGUAAAAUCGAUUUCUUUUAUUUAAUGUUUGUAGUUAUUGUAAGAACAAAGUAAAGCAGAAAACUAGGUACGUGUUUUCCAAGGUAAAACAAACCCUGCUGGAUCUUCAUAGCUUUCUGUAAACCAAAUUCCAUCAUCUUUGGCAAUCCAUGAACGAAACUGACCACAUCGCUGAAAAUUUGCAUGAUAUACUUGAAGAUCAUAAUAAAACUUAUUAUUCUCUCCAUGACUAAUAGUGCAAUCCCAUCGUGUUUCUUUUGGCCAUCUAUAGUCGCUGAAAGAAAUGAUAAACGGACUUGCAUCGAAACUUAACAGAUUAGAUGAAAAUUUUCCCUUGUUAUCACUACAUUCGAUCAACAAAUUGCCACGAGAAGAAUAUAGUUGAUUAGAAAUCAUUACAAUGUUUUUCUUGCAAGCUUCAUUCAACCCAAAGAACAUAGCACUAAUAAACAUAAAAGCUAUCAAACGAUUCAUGUUGUGGAUCUAAGAUUAUUUUUUGUAAUGAUAAAGAUGUCAAACAUGUUUGAGUAUUUAUAACCUUUGAAUGGAAAACAUUCUUUCUUUUUAACCUUUUUUAUAAAAACAAAUUAACAAUGCAUGUAUUUCUGGAUUUGGCUAAAUCUUGAAUACAAAAUCAAUACUAUUAAACACAUGAGAUUUAGUUUCUAUUAUAAAUAUAGUUGACCAUGACAAUCAAUCCGGACAAGUACAGUUUGUGUUACUAAGAAUGAUAGUAUCAGACUGCAACUCGAAUGCAAAUUUCUUGAAUGCUUAAUUCAUGUGCAUUCCAAAAAAAUUUCACCAGUUACAAUUAAAAAAUGGUAUGUGUAUUCCAUUUCAUUCAAUUAGCCGUCGAACCAAAUGUGAACCGAAGUCAGACCGGCAAACCAAAACUCGUCGCUGUUUCAUUGUUUUAUAUGAAAGAAAACUAACGAACGAUGUCGGAACCAAUAAGAUUCAGAGAUGGGGGAAAUGGGAAAGGCGAUAGGAUUACUGAUAAGCGGGACGCUUGUGUAUCACCAUUGCGCUAAUCGAAACGCAACUCUUCUCUCCCUCUUCUCCGAUGUCCUCAUCGUUCUCUUGUCCUCCCUCGCCAUUCUCGGUCUUCUCUUUCGUCAACUCAAUGUCUCGGUACCUGUGGAUCCAUUAGAGUGGCAAAUAUCACAAGACACAGCCAGUAACAUCUUUGCACGAUUAGCUAAUACUGUUGGUGCUGCUGAAUCCGUUUUGCGUGUUGCAGCAACAGGACAUGACAAGAGACUUUUUCUUAAGGUCGUGAUCUCUCUAUAUUUCCUGGCAGCUCUGGGACGAAUCAUAUCGGGUAUGACCAUUGCUUAUGCGGGACUAUGUUUGUUCUGUCUCUACAUGGCUUGUCAGAACUCUCAAUCUACCGGAAACUCUGUACUGAAUCGAACUAACAGAGAGACUUCAGAAUGAGAAGAAUCAGCUACAGAGUUCUUAACAUUUGACUCUCACAAUCACAAUCUGUCUAAAAUUGUUUUCUCCUUUAACUCACUCUCCUAGCAUAUAUAUAAUUGAUAAAAAAUCAUAAAAAUCUUGAAAUA